CUACGGAGCAGAGCCGAGGCUGGGCCCGGGCCGCGGACGGGAUAGGAGGCCGGCGGGCCCGCUCGCUCUGCGGGUGGAUGCGGCGGCGGCGGCGGCGAUGGACGCCCUAGAGGAAGAGAGCUUCGCGCUGUCCUUCUCUUCCGCCUCUGAUGCAGAAUUUGAUGCUGUAGUUGGAUAUUUAGAGGACAUUAUCAUGGAUGAUGAGUUCCAGUUAUUACAGAGAAAUUUCAUGGACAAGUACUAUCAGGAGUUUGAAGACACAGAAGAGAAUAAACUCACCUACACACCUAUUUUUAACGAAUAUAUUUCUCUGGUGGAAAAGUAUAUUGAAGAACAGCUGCUGGAGCGGAUUCCUGGAUUUAACAUGGCGGCUUUCACCACGACUUUACAGCACCAUAAAGAUGAAGUGGCUGGUGACAUAUUUGACAUGCUGCUCACGUUUACAGAUUUUCUGGCAUUUAAAGAAAUGUUUCUGGACUACAGAGCAGAAAAAGAAGGCCGGGGACUGGACUUAAGCAGUGGUUUAGUGGUGACUUCAUUGUGCAAAUCCUCUUCUGUGCCAGCUUCCCAGAAUGACCUGCGACCCUAGGUCCCACCACCAAGCAAUGGGAUCUUUCUGGAUGUUGCCAGCCCAGUAGAUGGAAGAGGCUCUGGCUAAUGUGACAGAAUACAUGUUAGAAAGACUGACUGCUCUGCAACUCCUCAUUAAUGUUAAGUAUUGAUGGGUCAAGACAAUGGUCUGACCCUCCUGAGACCCUGAAGCACCUUCUCGUGUUCAGUAAUCCUAGCACUCCUCCCCAGGCAGACCCCUCUCAGGCCUCUGCAUGAGGCUCCGGCUCCCGAGCUUGGCAUUGCCCUGGGGCCACUUGCCCGCAUAUGUGUUGAUAGGUCACCUCCAGGCCUCUUUGGCUCAACAGGCUCUGCAUGUCCUCCAGGCUUUUUGUGUUGCUCACAGCCCUCUGUAUUCAUCACUCUCAGAUCUGCAGCCUCAGUGGGCUUUUUGCCUGUGGGAGAACAUAUCUCUAGGCUCUUAGUCAAGCCAGCUGCCUGCCCAGCUGAGCUCUCUGCAGCUCUUCCCAUUCCAGCUAGUUUGGGCUGUAGGAAUCAACUGAGAGGUGUCCCUUACCUGAAGCUACAUGUGGAAAUCAUUUCCUUGUCUUAAACUUGGCAGUCCUUGCAUCACUGUCUUCUGUGGUCCUGAUGUGGUCUGUUUCUAGAAUUCUCUUAAGCAUUUUUAGAAAAAUAUUUUUAUAGAAAAAUACUCAGGCUAACCUAGUGGAUAUAAUCUUGGAGCUUCCAGAUUACCCACUUAAAGAUCAAAGUAUUAUAUGCUGUGUGCUUUUUAGCUGUUAGUGCUAUGAAAGCAAAAAUGCUUUCUGCGUUGGCCUUCCUGGUCUACUGGGCACCAACGAGCAUGUGCUUAAUACUGUGGAAGUAGGCUCAAAGGUCUCCCCUUCUAAUAGCAUGUUAAGUGUUUGUACAGGUUUGCUAAAACCCUUUCUAUAUAAAUAAGUUUAUUAGGUUCUUUGUUGGGGUAGGGUCUCUAGUUCCUUCCUCCUGUCAAAAUCUCCCUACCAAGAUGGUGUUCCACUGAGCGAGCUCAGCGCAAGUAGGAGAGAGCAGACAACUUCACUGGUCACAUGUAUGCUUUGAUUUAGCACAAUGUUUCAUAGAAAGUACUGACCAGGAAACACAGGUGUCACAUCUCUAGAAAGAAAGAAUGUAGUAUUUCAAUUCCCCGUGUGUACCUUCUGUGUUUUUUGUAAGUAAGACUCUAUACUGAUCUCAGUCCCCCAUUCUGGUUUUCAAGUAUGAGCUAUAUAGACUAUGUGUUUUUCUGUACUGAUGUGUGAUGCUUAUUAAAUACUUUUGUACCAUGAGUAAACUUGGAGGUAUGUUGCAAGAA
This is a messenger RNA of Lutra lutra (Eurasian river otter), 1906 nucleotides long. RefSeq names its product ADP ribosylation factor like GTPase 2 binding protein (gene ARL2BP). The transcript has 6 exons. The record is from RefSeq and is a predicted model, not a curated record. Bases 98 to 589 code for a protein of 163 amino acids. NCBI's taxonomy places the organism in Eukaryota, Metazoa, Chordata, Mammalia, Carnivora, Mustelidae. Gene Ontology annotation, biological process: positive regulation of tyrosine phosphorylation of STAT protein; maintenance of protein location in nucleus. Gene Ontology annotation, cellular component: mitochondrial intermembrane space.